Oreochromis niloticus (Nile tilapia) is the source of this 18423-nucleotide messenger RNA. RefSeq names its product FAT atypical cadherin 3b (gene fat3b). Lineage: Eukaryota; Metazoa; Chordata; Actinopteri; Cichliformes; Cichlidae. Gene Ontology annotation, cellular component: plasma membrane. The record is from RefSeq and is a predicted model, not a curated record. The transcript has 52 exons. Gene Ontology annotation, molecular function: calcium ion binding. Gene Ontology annotation, biological process: homophilic cell-cell adhesion. Bases 319 to 14634 code for a protein of 4771 amino acids.
CGAAUAUAGAACUUCUCUAAUCUUAGUUUGGUUGUAACUAUUGCAAAUGCAAGCCGGGAUAGCCCUCUGCACUCAGGCUUACAGUUAUCAGGUGCAUGGAACGGGGGCAAUAGCUAUAUAGUUUUACGAGGAUAGCUGCAGUGUACUAGAUAACUGCCUAUCGGGAUAUAUCUAAAGGCUUUUUUUCGCGCAUCCAUAAGCGGCCAUUUUGCCUUUCUUUCUUUUCUUUUUUGUAAUUAUUGAGUGAGAAUGGGACAGGAUUUAAUUUCACUGAUUGCAUCGGUUUCAUCUAAAGGGUGACUGGAUGAUGGGAUAGUGAUGAAGCCCAAUCGGUGGGGAAAUAUGCACCCCCUGCCCAGCUUCUCUUUUCCUUUCCUUUUUAUUUUCUUUUUCUUCUUCCUCUUCAUAUGUUUCCACUCAACCCGUGCCCAGCUUCUGACAGAUUCUAGAGCAGGGCAACGCUUGCUGCUCUUCACUCAGCCUGCAUAUAAUGUGUCCAUUUUUGAGAACUCUGCUGCAAGAACCUAUACCAGAAGUGAGGCCAAAAUGGGCAUCAUUCUCGGGCCACCUUGGUCUUUUGAGAUAAAAUACUCCAUUGUGUCGGGAGACAGCGAAGACAUCUUUCAGGCUGAAGAUUUUGUAAUGGGAGAUUUUUGUUUUCUCCGCAUAUGCACUAAUGGAGGUAGUGGUGCUAUACUGAAUCGGGAAGUACAGGACAAUUACACUCUGACAGUUAAGGCCUCGGCCCCAGGAGGCCUAGAGGCUUUAACCACUGUUUAUAUCAGGGUCUUGGAUACAAAUGACCUUCGACCUCUCUUUUCCCCAACUUCCUAUGCAUUUGUUGUUUCUGAGAGUGCCCCUCUGGGUGCCAGCAUAGGACGUGUGACAGCCACAGAUGCUGACGUAGGCUCGAAUGGAGAGUUUUACUACUUUUUCAAGAAUAAAAUAGAUCUUUUUGCUGUUCAUCCGACGAGCGGGGUCAUCACCCUGACUGGUCGACCAAGGAUGGACAAACAGGACCGAUUUGAGCUGGAGGUACAGGUGGUUGACAGAGGGAUGAAACUCUAUGGGAACAGUGGUAUCAGCAGCACAGCAAGGCUUGUACUAACUGUGCAGCGAGUAAAUGAAUUUGCUCCCGUUCUUAGUGCAGUUGCUGUUCUUCCAUCGUGGGAGGAAAAGAACCCAGUGUAUGCAGUAAUUAAUGUGGAGGACAAAGAUGAAGGGGUAUCCGGGGAUAUAGAGUGGGUGUCCAUCAUUGAGGGGGAUCCCUUCGAGCAGUUUGUGGUUGAUCGUUCGCCUGUUGGGAACGAGUACAGAGUUAAAACGUCGGAAGCUGUCAGCUGGGAUACAUUCCCCUAUGGCUGCAACUUAACAUUUCAGGCCAAGGACAGAGGUAUGCCUCCCAAGUUUUCUAAUACCCAAAUUGUUCAGUUGUUGGUUACAAAACCAGACGCAGUGAUGGCGAGUUUCGAAAAAGAUGUUUAUGUAGUCACGCUGAGUGAAAUCGCUCCCCCAGGCUCUGUUAUAGAGGUGGUGAAAAUAUCCCCAGCUCCUCUGAGAGUCAAUUACAGCUUCAGCAACCCUUCAGAUCCAAUGUACUUUGAUAUAAACCCUUUGACUGGAGUUAUUAUGACCACCAGGCAGCUUACAAGGAUAUCACAGGAUUUCAUGGUGAUGGAGGUAGUUGAUAUGAUAAGUGAGCAGCGAACAAGUGUCCAAAUUCAAAUCGAGGAUGCUAAUGACAACUCUCCAGUGUUCAACAAGCCAUUCUACAAUAUUGCCGUCAACGAGAGCGUACCUGUAGGUACUGUUGUCCUUGUGGUUUCUGCUGUGGAUGAUGAUAAAGGGGAGAAUGGGUAUGUAAGUCACACAAUUAGUGGUGAACAGUCUCUUCCAUUUAGCAUAGACCAGAAAACAGGGGAGGUGAGAAUUACUAGAGAUCUGGACUUUGAAUCAUCAGAUGAUAUCUACACUUUUGCAGUGCGUGCCUCUGACUGGGGUUCACCCUACAGAAGGGAGAGUGAGGUUAAUAUCACCAUACGUGUAAUUAAUAUCAACGACAAUCAGCCUCUUUUUGAGAAGGUUUCUUGCAGAGGGAUGAUAAGCCGUGAUUUCCCCGUCAACCAGACUGUUGUCACCUUGUCAGCAAUUGACAUGGAUGAGCUAGGACUAGUUGAGUACAAGAUACUCUCUGGGAAUGAGUUAGAUUAUUUUAACUUAAAUCCAGACUCUGGGGCUUUGUCACUGAAAAGAUCGUUAGCAGUAGAUAGUUUAAAAAGUGGGGUAUUCAACCUCAAAGUUGUUGCAACAGAUGGGGAGAUGUUCUCUGAUCCUACAUUUGUGAAUAUAUCAGUGGUGAGGGGUAGGAUUCCCCCCAGAGGGUUCAACUGCAAGGACACAAGGGUAGCCCAGCUUUUGGCAGAAAAAAUGCUCUCAAAGGCAUCUGCUAUGGCUAGACCGAGACCAGAUGAGAGCUACACAGAUAUUUUCUCUACAAACAAACAGCCUCCACAGUUUGAAGCCUUGCCUACAAGCAUUCUUGUGAGAGAAGACCUCAUUCCCGGUGCCAGUGUAUUUCAGGUGCGAGCACGAGAUGGUGACACAGGCUUUAAUGGCCGCGUUCUCUUUUCCAUUUCUGAUGGUAACAAAGAAAACUGCUUCAAUAUUAACAUGGAGAGUGGGCUGAUAACUAUACUGCGGCCACUUGACCGUGAACGAGUGGAUCGUUACUUCCUUAAUAUCACCAUCUAUGAUCAGGGCAUUCCUCAGAUGUCCGGUUGGAGAUUACUGACAGUGAUCAUUGAGGAUACAAAUGACAAUGACCCUCAGUUUUAUCAGGACAGCUACUCUGCCCUUGUUUCAGAAAACUCAGCCAUUGGCAUGGAAGUUAUAACCAUCACUGCAUUUGACAGAGACAUGGGUCAAAAUGGACAGCUCUCCUAUAUAAUGCUCACCAGUGUUCCUCAGUUUGGUAUUGACAGUGAAACUGGAAGUGUAUUUGUUGCUAGCCAGCUGGAUAGAGAAACAUUUCCAAUAUUCAUAUUGAAGAUUGAAGUCAGAGACAUGGCUGAAAGAGGCACUCGAAGGUCCUCAGUGACUACUCUAAGUAUAAUCUUGGAGGAUGUCAAUGAUUGCUCUCCAGCUUUCAUCCCUACCAGCUAUAGUGCUCGAGUACUAGAGGAUCUCCCGCCAGGGACUGUGAUUACCUGGGUGCAGGCUCAGGACCCAGACAUCGGACCUGGAGGACAAGUUCGAUAUUCCUUAAUCAAUGACUUUAAUGGCACUUUUGAGAUCGGUCCUAUAAGUGGGGUAUUGAGAAUUAGAAAGGAGUUGGACUUUGAGAAACAACAGUUUUUCAACCUGACGUUGCUUGCUGAAGACAGAGGAAUCCCCAGCCUUAGGAGCCAGACUUUUGUGGAGUUAGAGGUGGUGGAUGUCAGUGAGAAUUUGUAUGCGCCUUACUUCUCGGACUUUGCUGUGAGGGGCUCAGUGAAGGAGAACUCUCGUGCAGGAACAAGUGUCCUGACUGUCAACGCUAAAGAUGACGACAAGGGACGGGAUGGUGUGCUGAAGUACUCUAUCCAAGGAGGCAGCGGCCUGGGCACUUUCACCAUUGACGAAGACACAGGGGUGAUUUACACUUCUGGUAUCCUGGACUGUGAGACCAAAGACUCCUACUGGCUGACUGUCUGUGCCGUGGACAGGGGGGUUCCACCUCUGUCAGCUUCUGUUGAAGUCUUCAUCCAGGUAGAAGAUGUCAAUGAUAAUGCUCCCCUCACCUCAGAUCCUAUCUACCACCCGACUAUCAUGGAAAACUCUCCAAAGGAUGUGUCAGUCAUUCGUAUUCAGGCGCAAGACCCCGAUCUUACUGCUAUACCCAGUCGUCUGAGUUAUCGCAUUACUGCCGGCAACCCGCAGAAUUUCUUCUCUAUUAAUCCAAAAACAGGUCUUAUCACAACAACAGCGAGGAAACUGGACAGAGAGCAACAAGCUGAACACUUUUUAGAGAUUACAGUAAUAGAUGGCCCGGUGACCACCCGCCAAUCUACUGUGUGGGUCAUAGUUCACGUCCAGGAUGAGAACGACAACCCGCCCACCUUCCCAGAGGUCACCUACCGCAUCAGCUUGCCCGAGCGAGACAGAAACAAACGCGGGGAACCCGUGUACCGUGUCUUCGCUUACGACCGUGAUUAUGGCGCCAAUGGCAACAUCACCUACAGCAUCAUUAGCGGUAAUGAGGACGAAAAGUUCAGUAUCGACCCCAGGACUGCUAUGGUGUCGUCAAAGAAGAUGGUGACAGCAGGCAGCUAUGACAUCCUCACUAUAAAAGCGGAGGACAGUGGCGAUCCGCCAUUAUGGUCUACUGUUAAACUUCAUGUAGAGUGGAUUCGUAAACCUGCCCCCUCACCAGUGCCCCUACUGUUCACCCAGCGGUACUACAAUUUCUCCAUUUCGGAGACAGCUACUGUUGCCCAGCCAGUGGGAGUCGUGGCUAUCAGCCAGUCCAGCACACCUGUCUGGUUCACUAUCAUCGGCGGGCGCCCUGCCAGAGAAAUGUUCUACAUUCCUCAGAAUGCAUGUGGAAGAAACUGCUCGCUUGACACAGGGAGCUUUGACAUGCAGUUUGACCUCCAACUGGGGGUGGGGACUCUAGUCGUGGCCAAGCCCCUUGAUGCGGAGGUGCAGUCUGUGUACAACAUGACGGUACAGGUGACAGAUGGGACCAACUUUGCCACAGCACAGGUGUUCAUUCGAAUACAGGACAGCAACGACAACCCUCCAGUUUUUUCUCUGCCAGCUUAUGAUAUCAGCGUAUCUGAGGACAUACCAGUUGACAUGGAGCUGCUGCGGGUCAGAGCAUCAGACAUUGAUGAGCGUGCCCGUUUGAGCUUCUCCAUCUAUGGCAGCGUAGACCCGGCCAGUAUGAGGCUGUUUAGGGUCAAUCCUGGCACAGGAGUCGUCUACACCGCAGACAGGCUCGACUAUGAAGCCCGGACACAGCACAUCCUCACUAUUAUGGUCAAGGAUCAGGAGUUUCCAUUUAACCGUGACCUGGCUCGUAUCCUGGUGGCAGUGGAAGAUUCCAAUGAUAACAUUCCCUACUUCACCAGCACCGUAUACGAUGCUACGGCCUACGAGACUUUUUCUGUAGGCACGUCUGUAGUGCAGGUGACGGCUCUAGACAAAGACAAUGGGCUUAAUGGGCAGCUCACCUAUACUAUAGAAGCAGGUAACACCGGUGGUGUGUUUGGUAUUGAUAAUACCACGGGCCUUAUCUUCAUUGCCAAGGAACUGGACCUCACUUCUUUAGGCUUUUACACCCUCAGUGUGCGCGUCACAGACAGUGGAUUUCCCCCAUUAAUGGCCACCGCUUCAGUUCGCAUUUCCUUGAUCCUCUCAGACUUCUCCAAACCGAAAUUCUCUCAGAAGGAGUAUCAGGCUGAGAUUAUGGAGAACAGCAAAACUGGAACUUACGUGAUCACUGUUAGCGCCCUCAGCCGCUCAGCAAUCAUUUAUGACAUCACCAGAGGCAACGAGGAGCGCUGCUUCUUUAUUAACCACCAUACCGGUGUAAUCACUACACGCAAACCGCUGGACUUUGAGCAAACAACAUCUUACUUUCUAGUGGUGCGUGCCCUGAGCAUGGCUGGAGUGGAAGCCAGCACCUCCGUCAUCAUACAAGUAGUGGAUGUGAACGACAGCCCACCUGUAUUCCAACAAAUCAGGUAUGUCGGCGUAGUCAGCGAGGCUGCUCCAAUCAACAGUGUGGUCCUGGCAGAGGACGGUAACCCUUUGGUCAUCCAGGCAACUGAUAAGGAUCGCAACCACAAUGCCCUGUUAGUGUUCCAGAUCAUAGGCGAGACUGCUCGGAUGUUCUUCAGCGUGGACUCUGGGACUGGAUCGAUCCGAACGAUUGCCAGUCUGGACUAUGAAACCUUCUCUGAGUUCGUCUUUCGGGUUCAUGUUAGAGAUAGUGGCCAGCCUCCACGGGAUGCUGACAGCCCAGCAGAGGUACUUAUAAAGGUGAUCAACAUCAAUGACUCGCCCCCAAAGUUUUCCCAGGACACUUACGAGACAAUCCUCUUGUUGCCUACCUACAUGGGUGUAGAGGUCCUUAGGGUUAAGGCUCUUGACCCCGAUGUGACCUCUGACCCCACACUUAACCCUGACAAGUCUAUCACACCACAGCUACUUUACUCUUUGGUGGACAGCAAUGUGGAGUUCUUUUCUGUUGAGCCAUACACUGGAGUUGUGACCGUCAUCAAUCAGAACCUCAAUAAAGACCGUUAUCGCUUCAAUGUGAAGGUUUGGGAUGGACGUUUUUCCAGCAUGACAUUGGUCACGGUGCUUGUCCGAGAAGCUAUAGACAGCGGAAUUCUCUUCACCUUCCCAGUCUACUCUGCCUCCAUCCCCGAGAACAUACCCAAUAUCACCUUAGUGACUGUGGUGAGCACAGUUGGUCACCGCCUCAACGAGCCACUCAAGUACACUCUGCUGAACCCCGUUGGGCGCUUCAGCAUUCGGCCCACUUGUGGAGCAGUGUUCACUACCGGUGUGCCUUUUGACAGAGAGGAGAAGGACAGUUAUGAAUUGGUGGUGGAGGUCAGCAGGGAAGAUGAAAUAUUGAGGGUGGCUAGGGUGAUCGUGCAAGUACAGGUGGAGGAUGUAAACGACAACUCUCCACAGUUUGUGAAUCUUCCAUACUACGCUGUAGUGCAGGUAGAAGCACAGCCAGGAUCAAGUGUUUUCAGGGUCUCAGCUACUGACAAAGACUACAGUCGGAAUGGACAAGUGACGUACGGCCUUAAGGAGCAGCACAGAAACUUUCAAGUGCACCCUGUGACAGGAGAGCUGACCUUAAAGAGAGCCUUCGAGGCAGAUUUAUCUAACGCAGAGUACAAACUGAUCCUCGUGGCGACUGACGGUGGCUUCCCUCCUCUGUCCAGUGAGGUGGAGCUCCCUGUUAGUGUAGUAAAUAAAGCUAUGCCAGUAUUUGACAAGCCUUUUUAUGGUGUCACUGUCAAAGAGGAUGUGGAUGUCUCCACCUCUGUCUUGUGUAUCAAUGCCAGUAGUCCCGAGGGCCAGAGCGUCAUCUUCACCAUCACAGAUGGAGACCCUUCCCUCCAGUUUGACAUUGGCUUUGACACAGGAAUCAUCCGUGUGAUUUACCCGUUAGACUAUGAGACCACACAGUAUUACCGUUUAACGGUGAAGGCUACCGAUACACUGACCGGAGCUAAGUCGGAGGUCGAUGUGGACAUUGUCAUGCUGGACGUGAACGAUAACCCACCGCUGUUCCAGAACACCUCAUACUCAGCUGUGCUCUCUGAGAACUCCAUGAUUGGAACGCCCGUCUUACAGGUGUUUGCCCAAGACCAGGACACAGAAAAGAACGCCGUGGUGAGUUACCAGAUCCUAUCUGACAUCUACAACAGCACCGACUACUUCAGCAUCGACAGUAACAGCGGGCUGAUAUACACGGCACGUCUGCUCGACUAUGAGCUCAUCCAGCGCCACAACUUCAUUGUCAGGGCGACGGACAGCGGCGACCCUGCCCUUAGCAGUGAUGUUACUGUCUCCGUGACUGUAACUGACACCAAUGACAACCCACCUAAUUUCAGCCAAAUGCUGUACGAGGCCUUUGUCAGCGAGCUGGCUCCCAAAGGACACUUUGUGACUUGUGUUCAGGCAUCAGAUGCUGACAUCUGUGAUGCCAGUAGGCUGAGGUACAGUAUUCUCUCAGGAAAUGAGAAAAUGACUUUUAUGAUGGAGCCAGAUACGGGGGUGCUUCGUCUGUCUAACAAGAGGAGACAAGGCAUGAAACUCUCCUAUCAACUCAAUGUGUCUGUGUCGGAUGGAGUCUUCACCAGCACUGCUCAGGUGAUUGUACGCGUCCUGGGAGCUAACCUGUACAGCCCAGUAUUUAGCCAGAGGUUCUACUUGGCUGAGGUCCAGGAAAAUGCACCGGAAGGGUCAAAGGUCAUUCAGGUCCGCGCAACAGAUGAGGACUCGGGACUGUACGGACAGAUCACCUACUCGUUCAUCAACGACCUGGGGAAAACUCAGUUCACCAUUGAUGCAGAUGGGGUGAUUUCCACUGUUCAGAAAUUAGACCGAGAAAAUCCUUUCAACAGGGACAUGGUGCUAACUGUGAUGGCCCUGGAUGGUGGAGGCCGUGCAUCAUUUUGCACAGUACGGGUGGUUCUCGCAGAUGAGAAUGACAACGCCCCCCGGUUCAGAGCAGUGGAGUAUCGUAUGAGCAUUAAAGCAAAUGUUGCCAAAGGUUCGCUUGUCACUCAGAUCCAGGCCACUGACCCAGAUGCUGGGUCUAAUGGAAGGAUCACAUACUCACUUUACAGUGAGGCACGCCUAUCUCUGGUCGAUGUUCUGGAGGUGGAGCCAGACAGUGGGUGGAUGAUGACUAAAAGCACAGUGGACCACCUCCAGGGUACUGUGCUGUCCUUCUUUGUCAAAGCCACAGAUGGUGGUUCUCCGGCUAAGCACUCCCUGGUGUCCGCCUUCAUCCACGUAGUCCCUCCAGAUGCAUUCGUUCCCUCGUUCAGCCAGCCUCAGUACUCCUUCACCAUCCCUGAGGACACAGCGGUAGGAACCGCCCUGGGGUCUGUGUACAUGGGCGCUGGACAGACCGGGUUCUUUAGUGCAAUCGCAGGGGAGACGCUUGACAGCAACCAGGAGGGGACCUUCCUGGUGGAGAAGGAGACUGGUCUCAUCCGUCUGGUGAAACCGCUAGACUAUGAAGAGGUCAGCAUCUUCCGCUUUAAAGUUGCAGCAACAACAAGACGAGACCUGAUUGAGUCAGUCUCCACUGUAGAUCUGGAGGUUAAGAUCCUAGAUGUCAAUGACAACAAGCCGCUGUUUGAGACCAGCACCUAUGUAGCCACGGUGAUGGAGGGGAUGCCUGUGGGGACCAGAGUGGUCCAAGUGCGUGCUCUUGAUCCAGACUGGGGCUCUAAUGGGCAGGUAACCUACAGCCUUGGUCCUCUGCUCACCUACAAUCUAGACUUGACAAGGGAUGCCGGCUCCUUCUCCGGGCCUGUGUCUACCACUUCUGUCUUUGCCAUUGACAGUAAAACAGGUUGGAUCACCACAGUGAGUCAGAUGGACCACGAGGCCUGCUCCAGCUACAGCUUUGAAGUAGUAGCGUCUGAUCUGGCCGAGUUACUGCCUCUCUCCUCCACCACAGUGGUGACCAUCACUGUGUCAGACGUCAAUGACAACCCGCCACUGUUUGAGAGGGAGUUGUACCGAGGUGCCAUAAAGGAGAGCGAUCCCCUCGGUGAAGUGGUGGCCAUUCUGAAAACCAAAGAUCGAGAUGGCACGGAUCAAAACCGCCUCGUCAGCUUUUGCAUCACUGGGGGAAAUCCACGGGGAGUGUUCGGCCUGGCCCUUGUGCAGGGGGAGUGGAAGGUUUAUGUGAGUGGUCUGCUGGAUCGCGAGCAGCAGGACUGGUACCUGCUCAACAUCACUGCCAGCGAUGGCCUUUAUGUCGCUCACACCGCAGUGGAGGUUACAGUCAUGGAUGCAAAUGACAACAGACCCAUCUGCAACCAGGCCGUGUACAGCACCUCUUUUCCUGAGGACGUCCCCAUUAACAAGGGCAUUCUGAGAGUGGGUGCAACAGAUGCUGACUCAGGCUCCAGUGCUGAGAUCCAGUAUUCACUGUUUGGCAUUGGGGUUGAAGAUUUCUACAUGGAUGCAAACACUGGUGAGUUGCGUACAGCCAUUGUGAUGGACCGAGAAUUGGCCCCCAGUUACAAACUCAUCGCCCAGGCAACUGACGGGGGAGGCCUGUUCUGUCGCUCUGAUAUUUUUCUCAAAGUGUUAGAUGUGAAUGACAAUGCCCCCCUCUUCUCAUCCACUCAUUACCUGGCGAGCGUGUACGAGAAUGCUUCGCCUAAGGCUUUGCUCACCCGUCUACAAGCCAGCGACCCAGAUGAAGGUCUGAACCGUACAGUGCUGUAUUCUCUGGUGGACUCAGUGAAUGGGUUCUUCUCCAUCGACCCGGUAACUGGAGUAGUAGUUCUGGAGAAGUCUCUGGACAGAGAGAGCCGGGACUCCUAUCGUGUUCGUGUGCAGGCCACUGAUCGAGCUGGACAACAGGGGGCACUGUCCUCACAGGUUGAUUUGACCAUUUUAGUGCUGGAUGUGAAUGACAAUGCUCCAGUCUUCCAGAGAAGAGACUAUGCCGUAACUGUCCCCGAGGAUGUAGCCGUGGGAACCGAGGUGGUGCGAGUCCUGGCAACAAGCGCUGACAUCGGACCUAAUGCUGAGAUCACAUACAACAUCCGUUCGGGUAAUGAGUUAGGAAAGUUCACCAUAGACAGGAAAUGGGGUUCUAUUUCAGUGGCUGAUGAUUUGGACUUUGAGGUGUGUAAGGACUAUUACCUCACCAUCGAGGCCUGGGACAAUGGCAACCCUCCUCUUAGCACAGCUACAAUGGUAACCAUUGAACUUAUGGAUGUCAAUGACAACGCUCCAGCCUUCAGUCAGGACAUCUACAAUUUACUGGUCAGCGAGGAUGCAUCUGUUGGGCAGACAGUUACAAGGGUAGUGGCUGAAGAUCUGGAUAGCCAAGUGAAUGGGCGUAUCACCUACUCUAUCCUGAAAGGUGACCGAAACAACCACUUCUGGAUUGACCCUGUAGCAGGACUUCUCAAAGUCAACAAGAAGCUUGACAGAGAACUUGUGUCCAGGUACUCUUUGUCGGUACAGGCGUUUGACAGUGGCUCUCCUGCGAUGUCCUCCACAGUCACAAUCAACAUCGAUAUCUCUGACGUUAAUGAUAACCCCCCAGUUUUCAAUCCUCCCAACUCCACGGUGGUCAUACAGCUAAACCAAGCUGCUGGCACCACUCUGCUCCAGUUAUCAGUCAGCGACAAAGACUCCCCUAAAAAUGGUCCUCCCUUUGAGUUUUGGAUCAAGUCAGGAAAUGAGGGAAACUUCUUCUCCUUGGACCAGACUGGGACUCUGAGGUGUAACCGUGUGUUUGGCCCUGAAGCCCCCAGAGAAUUCACUCUUGAAAUCCAGGCAACUGAUUCUGGCAAGCCUAGUCUCUCCUCCUCUUCCUGGGUAUUUCUGAGGGUCAUUGGGAACAGUCAGUACAAGCCGACUGUCUCCCCUCUGGAGAUCUUCAUCGUCAUGGUCACGGAUACCUUUCCAGGUGGCCCGAUCGGUCGGAUCUCUGCAACUGACCGUGACCUGAGUGACGUUUUGUCAUUCACCCAGAAGCCUCAGCCCAAGAGCAUGUUUAAGGUCAACAGACAGGAUGGCAGCAUUGUAGCGCUGCCAGGCCUGGAACCUGGCAGGUACCAGAUGAACGCUACAGUGAGCGAUGGACGUUUUGCUGUCAUAGCUGACGUUUCCAUCCAGGUCGAACAGGUGACAGAUGUCAUGCUGCGUAGCGCUCUGACCUUACGUUUCAACUUGCUGUCCCCAGAGGACUUACUUAGUCGCUACCUUAGCCAAAUUAAGCUAACGUUACGGGGACUAGGCGGAUGGAAAUGGUCACCAGGGCAGCAGGAUCCUCUUCACAUACUCGGUGUACAGCCAGUGAUGGGGACAUCGGAUGUGGAUCUGCUUCUAGCCAUGGAGAGGCCAGAGACACCGGGCAGUGGACGCAUGGGUGUGUUCUACUCCCAGCAAGAGCUGUCUGCAAAGCUGGAGGAGGGGGCAGCACAGGGUCAGAUUCGUGGCGUGCUAGCUGGGGCUGUGGUGGUGAGCAGCGCUUGUUCUGGCGAGCUGGAGUGUGGGGAUAGAGUGUGUGAAAACACACUUGUGAUGGACGGGAGCUCGCCUGUCACCUACAGCACAGAGAGGGUCAGCUUGGUGUCGUCUACGUUCAGCCGCAAAGAGACCUGCACCUGUCCCGGAGGGACAUGCCCCACCCCUGUGGAGCUCUGUGAAGGUCAGUCCUGUCCAGCUGAUAUGCAGUGUGUGCGUUCUGGUCCUACUGCGCCAUCUGUCUGCCAGUGUCAGCCUGAGAGACUAGAUGACUGUGCAGGCCAGACCUCGCUGAGUUUCUCUGGAAACAGCUACAUCAAGUACAGAGUGACAGCGAGUGGCCAGAGUGGAGAGAUGAAGCUUGGCCUCAGGAUCAGAACACUUCAGAGAAGAGGAGUCAUUAUGUUCACACGGGUUAACCCCUGCACCAUGCUUAAGAUUGAAGGGGGUCGACUCUGGUUUCAGUUGGACUGUGACAACACCCUUGGCAUUAUGGGUAUCUCUGGCAGACCGAUAAAUGAUGGCCUUUGGCAUGCAGUUACUUUGGAGCUGACUAUGAACUACACUCUCCUGUCAUUGGAUGACAGCUAUGUGGAACGUCGCCGGGCGGCCAGAGCCCCGGUUCGUCUUUGGCCUUUGGCACCAGAUUCAUCAUUUUUCUUUGGGGCCCAAGUCAGGCCACUAAAUGGGCAAGGUGAGAAGCCAGGCCCUGGGUCAGCAAGAAGCCAGGGAGGGCCAGGGCUUGGAGAGCGUGGCGUAAGAGGCCCUCCAAGAGCUCAGGACGGCUUCCAGGGGUGCCUGGGCUCGCUGAUGCUGAACGGAAAUGAGCUGCCACUCCAGAAUAAAAGGAGCCGUUAUGCUGAGAUAGCAGGGCUCAGCGAGGUCAAACUGGGCUGCGUGCUUUAUCCAGAUCCAUGCGUCAGUCAGCCCUGCCUCAACGGAGCAAUCUGCAGUAGCCUUCCCUCUGGAGGUUUUAUGUGCACUUGCAGUGUUGGAUUCACUGGGGGGCGCUGUGAAAUUGAACUGACAUCCUGCAUGCCAAACCCCUGCCAGAAUGGUGGAGACUGCAAGCCUGUAGGCAGCGCAUUCCUCUGUGGCUGUCCUACUGGACUCGGGGGACUUACAUGUGACGGCGACGUCAACGAGUGUGACCAGGAAGCGUGCGGAAAUGGAGGAGAGUGCGUGAACACAUUCGGGUCAUUCUACUGUAACUGUUCAGAAGGGUACGAGGGUCAGCUGUGCGAUGAUCUGACGCCUGGUGAUCCUGGGGAUGACACACAGGCUGAGCCUCUGUCUUACGUCGGACCAGGAGAGAUAAUUGGCAUUGGCGUCCUUGCGUUUGUCAUCAUUUUCCUCCUCAUACUCUUCAUCGUCUUUAGGAAAAAAAUCAAAUUCAGGAAAGACUCAGAUCCAGGCCCCGGUAUUCAGACUGGGAUGGGCAUCUCGGCUAUCUCCACAGAAACUAGCUACAUGCUCCACAAGACUGGCAUGGGAGCAGAAGGGAUUGAGUUUAAAGCCGUUCGUGUAUCAGGCUCACCAGCGACCACAAGCACCUAUGGUGAGGUGGGAGGCAGCAGUGUGGGCCCUCCCCAGGUCAUGGUGCGCCCGACUGCCCACUCCCCUCUACCAGGAGGACUCAGUGGUGACAGGACCACUUCCAGUGAAGGCAGUCAGAUUAGCAGCUUCCUCUCAGACAUGUCUAAUGUCCGAGGAAUGGCCAAUAGGCGGGGCGUCGCAGUGUGCAGUGUGGCACCCAAUCUCCCUUCAGCAUCUGCUUGCCGCUCAGAGCAUAGCCCGGCCCACAAAGUGUCCUGGGAAGGCGAAGAAAUGAGGGAGAAAGAGCUGGAGAGGGCUAGAGAUGAGAGAGAGGAGGAGUGGGGGCAGAGAGCUUUUGAGCUGGAGAGAACACAGAGAGAUAACAGUCCACAGGACGUGUCGGAACUGGCGGACGGGCUGGGGUGUCUCUCAGACUCCACUUCUGAGGAGCACUCACUCAGCUCCUACACUUCAGAGUCCUUCGAUGACAACGCCUCCAUAGUGACAGUGAUACGUCUCGUCAAUGAUACUGUUGAUAACAUUGAAAGUGAAGUGUCAAACAUGGACAAAGAACAGCGGCGUAGCAGCCCUGCAUACCGCUGGGAGUCUUCCUGUCAGACUUCAAGCUGGGUGUCGCCAUCACGUCUGCGUCCACCUGAGGUAGGAUCCCAUUAUGAGCUUAAUGACACCCAGCAGAACAUCAGGCGCGGAGGCAGCACGCGCUCUCUGCAGCUGGACUACAGGGUGAUGGGCUACAGCGCGGACAAAAGCCGUGAGAGGACACAUGAAACUGGGAGGAGGACCUUUCAGUGGGAGAGGAAUCAGUCUGGAGAGUGGGAGAGAAAACACACCCCGGACAGAAAAGAAAAGAGAAGGUACAAGGAGGAAGGAAGGAAUAUGAACAUUAGGACCAAGGACAUGGAGGGACACCAGGACCAUGGAGAUCAGCAGCAGCAGCUGCAGGACCAAGACAGCUGUGACGACAGCUCCUCGCCCGUGUAUGAAGAAUACCAAGAGUCCAGCCAUGAUCUGGAACAAAAUGAAGACACAGAGAGCCUUUAUGAUACUCUACCCCCAACUCGGCGAGCCUAUGAAGGAUAUCCGUCCAGUCCCCCGGGGCUAAACCUGCACCCAGCUCAACUUAUGCCCCCCCUCAGGGCUUGGGACUUACAGACAGAGGAAUGGAGGGGAUCACGGGAAGACCAUGGAGGGCUUGGCUCUAAUAGUCUGGCAGGUUCUGGGGAUGAGUUAGAAAGACUACUGAACCUGGUGUCACUGAGAGCCAGGAGAGCCACACGAAUAAACAGAGCCUCUACCAGAUCUGAACCUGCAGCAGGCUGGGAUGGGCUGAAAUGAGCUCACGCUCAAGACUCAUUAAAACAAACAGAUUUUCUGUUCCUUUGCAAAUCACAGAGUGGCGGUGAUCCUCUCUGGUUACAGUUCACAUUUAUAAUCUACUCGAACAUUGGUCCACCACCUAAAAAAAAUAAUUGGACAAGAAUAUUAACAUACACACUUUUAUUAUCCGACAUUAUUAUCCUUGUGUAAACAAGCACUAAUCCACCACCAAUCCCCUGGCUCAUUUAUAAGCGGGAGGAAUAAGAGGAAAUAUACAUGUCUCUUCACACCUUCACCUGUGCUGCGAUUGGCUCUGAAUCAGUGCUUUUACAUGUAUUAUUUAGACUCACUGAAGCAGAACAUUUGGAGCUUGUUUUAGAUCGCGUACCCCUGUAUGUGCAAAUUUUCAAAUCAUGUAUUUCGUUCAUCGCUGUGUCGGAUCGCACAUGUACUGGCACACAAUUAUUUUGUUAACUCAGCCGUGCAAUACUUAAUGCAUUUAUUAUUUUUUACUGACACGCGCUCAGGUUUGUUUUGCAGGGAGCUUUUCGCUCGCAUCCCACACAGAGACUGAGAGUAUUAAGAUUACCUGAGGUUGAUACCGGGACAUCUUUUACACAAUCAUUUAAUUUUCCUAUGUGGAUUUAUUUAUUUAUUCAUAUUUGUAGCUUUGCUUAUGAGUUUCUUCAUGAGCACAUGCGUUAUAGUUACCUGGCCUGUGUAGAUAUGAUUAAAUACAACACUAAGGAUAUAUUUUUUUAUUUACUCAAUCGGCUGUUCUAAGUGUGUAGAAGGACACAGAGCUACUUAUUAGAACACAUUAAUUUAAUCAAAAUGUACAUAAUGUAAUUUGAAUAUAUUGAAGCUUUAGCAGUGCUUCAGGGAGACUGAAGCCCGCUUUACACCUGGUGUUAACAUGUGAAAUGAAUUUCGGGGCAUUAUGUGCUGAACGGCUUAGAGAAUUGUGUGGACAUGCAACCGUGAAGUACAGAAUCACUCACCCAGGACAUGUGCUCAUGGUUGGCUCGCUGAUAACGCAGUGUAAAUGCUGCUGCAUUCCCAGUUCACACACAACAAAGGGAAUGCAAAUGAAAAUAAACUCCAUGUAACGACGCUUCGAAACAGCGCUGUUCUCUGAGAAUAUUCCUAGUUGACUCCUUGCUGGCUAGGAGUAAUUACAGAUAAACAUAUUCAUAGUAGCUGUUCGGGUCAUUUGUGGAUUUUUAAAAAAAGGCACACCACGUGCACAAAAAUGCACACACCUCUUCCCAUGCACAAACUGGUAUUUGUAAAGGAAGAAUGUGUGGACCGUGUUCAUGCUUCAGACCGUGACAGACCAUCGUGAGGCAAGCCCGACAGAAUGGAGAGAAGAUGAAAAAUGAACCGAGACAGAAGUGAAGAAAAACAGCCAAUUUGGCUGAGCUUGCAUUCCCUGUUAUCAAUAUAUAUAUUUCCAGCUCAUAAACACAUCAUCAGUAACUUAGCCUCUGCACACCGCCACAGUGGAUUUUAAAUCAACCAGUCAACCUGUGAUUGAAGUGCAGACUUUAAGCUUUAGUUCAAGGGAUUUAACAAAAAUGUGCCAUUAAUAUUGUUUAGGAAUCACUGCCAUUUUUAUAGACAAUCGCCUAUGUAGUUGGGUGGUUGACUGACAAGCAGUUUUAUGAGACCUGUUUCCUGUUUAUUUCAUUCAGUUCUAGAUCUUUUAUCUCCCUGGAGAUGUUCUGUCUGUGAUGGUGUACAGAAGCAAACACUGAAACAUUGUCCAAAUACUUAUGGACCUACAGUAAAUGUAUAUGUACAUUUACAAAUUUCACUGCACAUUGUUAUGUAUGCUAGACUUGAUCAGACCUCCUUUUCAUGUUCUCCUUGUUCUUUCUCUUCUUCGUCAUCUUUCUCUUAUUAUUGUUAUUGUUUACGGUGUAAUAAUUGUGGGUGCUAGCUGUAUAUGAUGGCCUGCUUUCCUCCUGUGAUCUGAUGUACUUUUUGCCUCUUGUUUGCAGUCUCCAGUUUUUUUUUCUGUCUCUUUUGUUUUUACUUCUGCCAGGAUCCUCUGCCCUGAACUUCUAGAGGUGAAAGCUUUUUUUCUCCCAUCACUAGUUUCUCUUAUGGUCGUGAUUCCAGAACUGAGAUCACCAAAUACACAUUUUAAUUACUCCACUACUCAUAUUAGUGUCUCAGUCUCAGAUUUGGGGAAAUUGCACUUCUUCUUUGCUGUGUUUUUUUCAUUGUCAUGUCUAAUCACUGCUGGAUUUAUAUGCAAAUGAGGAAUAAGGGAGGAUUUACAUCCAUUCAUUAUGAAAGCUCUAAGUGGAAAUCACGCACAUGCAUAAAGUUUCGCUUUGAUUGAGAUUUAUAAAAGAGCACCAUGCGUAGGCACGGCUUUACAAAUAUGAGUAAAGGAAAAUAGAUUCACUCGUAAAUCUGCAUAAACUUUUAUGCAUCUGGCUCCUGUCAGAACUAAAGGCCACCUUCAUGUCACAGUUACCACGCUCAUCAUCUCAUCUGGUAAACAUGCCUUUGAGAAAAUGCUCAGCAAACAAUAUAUGUACAUCAAAUUGAAGGACAGAGUAGAUGCUACAAAGUAAAUGCAAGCCGUCUAUGUCUCUAAGUAUGUAGUGAGAAUUCAAGGCCACACUUUUGUGUUAAAUUAGCGCAUUUGUUGUUGCAAAAGUGGUUUUCAUUGAGUUGAAAGAUACUGUGCCGAUGGACUCUUUGGAAAUACCGUAACAUCCAGCAGUAACAGACACAUACCAGUUGACAUGUCUUAUUGUGAUCAGGUUUAGUUUCACCUAAUGUAUUUUGUGUCUCAUAAUAACAGCGUCCAUCUAUUCAUCCUCUCUAUCCAAUUCCUAUUCAGAUGUACUCUGUAUUUGGGGCGCUGAAGCGUGCCACAGCUUGCACAAAGAAACAUACCGGACAGGUCAGUCUACAACAUGGAUAAACACAUUCACACCUGUGGGCACUUUACAGUUUCCAGUUCACCGGGCCUGCAUGUCUGCAGACUGUGGAGGGAAGGAAACCCACAGGAAUACCGUGAGAGCAUUCAAACUCAAUACAACAGCUUCCACAGGCAGGGGUUUGCAACCCACAACCUCAGUGCUGUGAAUCAACGCUGCUAACAACUGAGACAUUUUUGCUGUCAUGUUUUUAUUCUUUAUUGCCAUCCACUGCAGUUGAAUCAUCUCUCAAACUACCAUUCAUUCCUACAGGAUUAAAAGUUAUUUCAGGUCACUCACAUGCUGAAGCGCAGCGCUGCAUGGGUGUUUGAGUGGCUGCGCAUUAACAAGACUUGAAGAAUGUUCCCCAAUCAAGGAGAUUCACGUUUUAUCGGGAAUGAGAGAACGAGAACGGCAUUUGCCCUCGGGGCGAAUGUGUAAUGGGUGUGUUAUAGCAGGUUAGCUAGAUUUCAACCUAGACUAUGUGAGAUAAAUAAUCCCCAUAAAAUAUUUAAUCCUAUCAAGUCAGUCUUGUCAUGCCUCUUAUGUUUUUCUUUCCCUCCCCACCGGAAUCUGGCAGAUUCAUUUAGCGGAGCUUAAAGUUGUCAAUGUCCUGGGAAGACAUGAAGGCAUAAUAAUGUCUCCUGAAAAUGUAAAGUGCACAAAGUGUUUGAUCAGUUAAACAAUAAAUUUCAUUCUGAAAUCAUCAGAGGUGAUUUGAAAAGGCUGUUAGGAUCUUGGCUUAGAUUCUCUUGCCUGUAUACACUGUCAACAGUUGAGCAGAUUUCAGCAUAAUCUUCGCAUUAUGCCUUUUUGUUUACCUCAGGAAGUGAAUUAUAUGCUGACUUGAAUAAAUGUAUCCGGCUUA